UGCGCCGUGGCGGGGGCGGGGCCGGCGCUCAGCUCGGUCAGGUCAUGGAGGCGCCCGCCGCCGGUGUGCUCCUGCUCCUGUGUCUCGGGGCCUGGGCCCCGGCGCUGAGCGCCGCCUCCUCGGAGGCGCCACCGCUCGUCAACGAGGACGUGAAGCGGACGGUGGACCUCAGCAGCCACCUGGCCAAGGUGACCGCCGAGGUGGUCCUGGCGCACCCGGGCGGCGGCUCCGCGCCGCGAGCCUUCUUCCUUCUGGCCCUGGAGCCCGAGCUCGAGUCGCGGCUGGCGCACCUCGGCGUGCAGGUAAAGGGAGAAGACGAGGAAGAGAACAAUCUGGAAGUUCGAGAAACCAAAGUUAAGGGUAAAAGUGGGAGAUUCUUCACUGUCAAGCUCCCAGUUGCUCUUGAUCCUGGGGCCAAGAUUUCAGUCAUUGUGGAGGCGGUCUAUACCCAUGUGCUUCAGCCAUAUCCAACCCAGAUAACCCAGUCAGAGAAACAGUUCGUGGUUUUUGAAGGGAACCAUUACUUCUAUUCUCCCUACCCAACAAAGACCCAGACCAUGCGUGUGAAACUUGCCUCUCGAAAUGUGGAGAGCUACACCAAGCUGGGGAACCCCACACGCUCUGAGGAUCUGCUGGAUUACGGACCUUUCAGAGAUAUACCUGCCUAUAGUCAGGAUACUUUUAAAGUACACUACGAAAACAACAGCCCUUUCUUGACCAUCACCAGCAUGACCCGUGUCAUUGAGGUCUCUCACUGGGGUAAUAUUGCUGUGGAAGAAAAUGUGGACUUGAAGCACACGGGGGCUGUGCUCAAGGGGCCUUUCUCACGUUACGAUUACCAGAGGCAGCCAGACAGUGGGAUAUCCUCCAUCCGUUCUUUCAAGACCAUCCUCCCUGCUGCAGCCCAGGAUGUUUACUACCGGGAUGAGAUUGGCAAUGUUUCCACCAGUCACUUGCUCAUUUUGGAUGACUCUGUGGAGAUGGAGAUCCGGCCUCGCUUCCCUCUGUUCGGUGGCUGGAAGACACAUUACAUCGUUGGCUACAACCUCCCAAGCUACGAGUACCUCUACAAUCUAGGUGACCAGUAUGCACUGAAGAUGAGGUUUGUGGACCACGUGUUUGAUGAGCAAGUAAUAGAUUCUCUGACGGUGAAGAUCAUCUUGCCUGAGGGGGCCAAGAACAUCCAAGUUGACAGUCCCUAUGAAAUCAGCCGUGCCCCAGAUGAGCUGCACUACACCUACCUGGACACUUUUGGCCGCCCUGUUAUUGUUGCCUAUAAGAAAAAUCUGGUUGAACAGCACAUUCAGGACAUUGUGGUCCACUACACAUUCAACAAGGUGCUGAUGCUGCAGGAGCCCCUGCUGGUGGUGGCUGCCUUCUACAUCCUGUUCUUCACUGUCAUCGUCUAUGUGCGCCUGGACUUCUCCAUCACCAAGGAUCCGGCUGCAGAAGCCAGGAUGAAGGUUGCCUGCAUUACAGAGCAAGUCUUGACCCUGGUCAACAAGAGAAUAGGCCUAUACCGUCACUUUGAUGAGACCAUCAAUAGGUACAAGCAGUCCCGGGACCUCUCCACCCUCAACAGUGGCAAGAAGAGCCUGGAGACUGAGCACAAGGCUGUAACCAGUGAGAUUGCGGCACUGCAGUCCAGGCUGAAGACCGAGGGCUCCGAUCUGUGUGACAGAGUGAGUGAAAUGCAGAAGCUGGACGCACAGGUGAAGGAGCUGGUGCUGAAGUCAGCAGUGGAAGCUGAGCGGCUAGUGGCCGGCAAGCUCAAGAAAGACACGUACAUUGAGAAUGAGAAGCUCAUCUCAGGAAAGCGCCAAGAGCUGGUCACCAAGAUUGACCACAUCCUGGAUGCCCUGUAACCUGCCGGGUCAUUCUCAGGCAUUAACCAACUGCCUGCACUUGAGAGGGCAGAAGGCGAGUGGAGGGAGGUGGCACAGGUUGAUAGGCAGAGGACCCUCAGGAAGAGAGGCCAGGGCCUGCUGUUGCCCUACCAAUAGCUGUCUCUUGUCCCUUGUUGGUCUUUCUGUUGUUUUUAAGUUUUAAAAAAUCCCAUAAAAAUCAAACAUCUUUGUGUUUUGAACAAAGACAUUCAGUAGUCAGUUGUUUAUUAUUUUUUCUGAAGCCUAUCUUGGGUAUUUUUUUCAGGGCUUAUAAGCCUUCUAAUUUCCUAAUUGGUUAAUUUGUGAGUUUUUUUGUUUGUUUUUUUAAAGUGUGUGUGACCAAAUGAAAAUA
Molecule: messenger RNA, 2238 nt
Organism: Castor canadensis (American beaver)
Lineage: Eukaryota; Metazoa; Chordata; Mammalia; Rodentia; Castoridae
Gene: Rpn1
Product: ribophorin I
Cellular component (GO): oligosaccharyltransferase complex; membrane
Source: RefSeq, a predicted model, not a curated record